Trifolium pratense (red clover) is the source of this 590-nucleotide messenger RNA. Its product is annotated as auxin-responsive protein SAUR71-like. Lineage: Eukaryota; Viridiplantae; Streptophyta; Magnoliopsida; Fabales; Fabaceae. Bases 70 to 528 code for a protein of 152 amino acids. The record is from RefSeq and is a predicted model, not a curated record. The transcript has a single exon. Gene Ontology annotation, biological process: response to auxin.
CUCUCUUCUCUUGCUUUCCCCAUACAACAAGAUAUAUAUAAAAACUAUAUAUCUUGCUUAAUUAUAGAGAUGGAUUUUGUGAAGAAAUGUAAGAAAGUAUGGGGAAGCAACAAGAGAUUAUAUGAUCAUCAAGAAAGUAGUACUAGUGGAAGCUAUGGAAAAUUAUCAGAAAAGAGCCGUAAAAAGGAUAUUACUAGUAAGAAAUUAGCACCAAAUGGUUGUAUUUGUGUCUAUGUUGGACCUGAGAGACAGAGAUUUGUGAUCAAGAUUAAAAUAUUCAAUCAUCCUUUGUUCAAAACAUUUUUAGAAGAUGUUGAGAAUGAAUAUGGUUAUACAAAUGAUGGUCCUUUAUGGCUUCCUUGUCAUGUUGACUUGUUUUGUGAGGCAUUGAUGGAGAUGGAGAGUGAUGAGAAUGUGGGUUGCAAUUUUCAAAAGAGUCAUAAACACAACUCUGUUUCACCUUCUUCAUUGUCUUGUCGUUCUAAUAACAUGAGUUGUAGUGAUGUUAAUUACCAGCUUUUGGUAUAAAGUUACGAGGUUUUGUAGAUAUAUAAAGGUCAUGCAUAGUAAUGUUGUGUCGUCUAUGUCGA